Molecule: messenger RNA, 480 nt
Organism: Oppiella nova
Lineage: Eukaryota; Metazoa; Arthropoda; Arachnida; Sarcoptiformes; Oppiidae
Source: the annotation of a GenBank genome assembly
AUGGCUCAUUUAGUAACAUGUGGUGGGAAGUCUACUUUGGCCGACCGUUUGCAGCAACAGUUCGAACACUGUGUUAUCAUAAGUCAGGAUCAAUUCUUUAGAGCCGAUGACGACCCCAACCAUGAAUGGAUUGACGUGAGCCCUACUAUCAGACACCAGAAUUGGGAGAGUAUGGCGAGUAUGGAUUGGGAGGCCUUUGCGCGAGCCAUCGAUGUCGUGUUGAGCAAAGAGCCGCCCAACCACUCGGCCCUUCUCAUCAUCGAAGGCCAUAUGAUUUACAAUUAUAAGCCCAUUUGUGACUUGUGUGACAAGAAGUUCUUCAUCACUCUCGAGAAGGACGAGUGUUUCGCACGAAGGGAUGGUCGCACUUAUUUACCGCCCGAUCCCAUCGGAUAUUUUGACGCCUGGGUUUGGCCCUUGUAUUUGCAGAAUAUGGAGCACAUGAAGAGCAUCCAAAAUGAUAUCCCAAUUGACUAUUAG